This is a messenger RNA of Gossypium raimondii (Peruvian cotton), 2415 nucleotides long. Its product is annotated as exocyst complex component EXO70B1. Gene Ontology annotation, molecular function: phosphatidylinositol-4,5-bisphosphate binding. The record is from RefSeq and is a predicted model, not a curated record. Gene Ontology annotation, cellular component: exocyst. Gene Ontology annotation, biological process: exocytosis. The coding region runs from base 244 to 2250 and encodes 668 amino acids. Lineage: Eukaryota; Viridiplantae; Streptophyta; Magnoliopsida; Malvales; Malvaceae. The transcript has a single exon.
AUGGUCAAAAGACAGACAACACAGCAAACGCCCUCAGGGAUGGAUUCUCUCCGAACAAAACACGGAACCAAAAAUUAAAAGAAAUUAGAAGACAUAAUUAAAACAUGGAACAUUCAUACGCGGUAUUUCCUUUUAGAACUUUUUUUGUGAAUCAUCUAAACCUAUCUCAGCUUCACAGAGAAAAGAACGAUUAGGGAAUAGAAGGGGAUCUGCGUUGCUUGGCCUGGCUAAUUGCACCUGACCAUGAACAAGAGACUGAACAGUGAAAAGUCCGGUAGCUUCCCGAGAUUUGGAAGACGAAGGAGCAAACGUGAAUUGGAGACCGGUAGUUUCAAAUUAAAGGGUCUGAAUCCCAAAGUAUGCGGUAAGAAUCAAAAUCCAGUUGAGUUAUUCUGGAAAUCCAAUUUGAACCAUGAUCAAAUCCUGGAAAAGGUUGUUCAAUUCAUCGAAAAGUUAGCUUCCGGUCAAGAUAAAUCGAAAGCCCCAGAAAUUCCUAAUUUCGUGGAGUCAUUUUUGAAGAUGGUGGAGUCCAGGAUUGCAACAUAUGAACAGAGCGAAGCGUCAGCAAAGCUUGGCUUCAACGAGGAGUACACCUCAUUUUUUGAGGCUGUAAGCUGCCUUUCGAAGAUCGUAAACACUCUUGAUGAAUUCCCGUUUGAUUCAGCGACAACUUCUUGUUUUAAUCGAGCGGGAUCGGUUCACCACCGUGCAAUGUUGUUAUCGGAAUAUCAGUUCCUUGCUCUUCUGGACAUUUCUAAACGCAACUGCAAUGUAACUGUAGAUUCCAAAACUCCGAAGACUCCAAAACAAUCGUUCUUCAACUCCAAUCAAGAGACGGAUCGAUGCGUUAAACCUGAAUACGACUCCGGAACAGGGAUUGUGUUUCCAUAUUUUCCACCCCAAUCAGUUGCCAAUAUGAACCAAGUAGCCUUAGCAAUGAUCUCUGCAGGGUACGAGGAAGAAUGUUUCAUUGUUUACAGUGGUCUAAGGCUGAAAGCAUUGGACUUUGAGUUCAGCAAUCAAGGGUACGAAAAUGUCAAUAUGGAGGACUUUCAAUCGAUGGAUUGGGAAUCACUGGAAGGAGAGAUCGAUAAUUGGAUUCACAUCGUCAAAUAUUGCACGACCAAUCUCUUUUCUGUGGAACGCAAGCUUUGCAAUUCAGUAUUUCCAGAACAUUCUUUAAUCGCUCAGAAACUGUUCUGCGAUUUGGCAACAUCCUUGACCAUAAGGCUUCUUAAUUUUCCAAAUGCUAUUGUUUUGAUCAAACAAUACUCUGCAGAGAAACUAUUCAAGUUUUUAGAUAUAUACGAGACAUUACGUGAUUUGACUUCAAGUCUUGGUAGUGAGUUGUCGGCGAUGGAUUUGAUAUCCGAGACAUCCGAGACACAACGCAGGGUUGGUGAAGCCGCAGUGACCAUUUUCUGUCAGCUUGAGAAUUCAAUCAAGAGUGAUAAUGGGAGAAUACCCGUGGCAAGUGGUGCGGUUCACCCCUUGACUCGCUAUACUAUGAAUUAUCUAAAAUAUGCUUGUGAGUACAAGGACACAUUAGAGCUAGUAUUUCAGCAACACUACGAGACGGAGGGAUCUACCAGGCGGAAAGUUCAGAAGCAGGAGUCUAAGAAUGCAAUUGAGGACAAUGAUCGGAUCCCCAAAACGUCCCAUUUUUCAGUAAAGUUGAUGAUGGUCAUGGACUUGUUAGAUGCCAAAAUUGAAAUGAAAUCCAAGUUCUAUAGGGACCCAGCAUUGCGUUACAUUUUCUUGAUGAAUAAUGGGAGGUAUAUUCUGCAGAAGAUCAAGGGUUCUACGGAUAUCGAUGAAAUUAUGGGUCCUUCUUGGUCGGGAAAACGAACUUCGGAUUUAAGGCAGUAUCAUAAGAACUAUCAAAGAGAGACAUGGAGAAAGGUUUUGCAGUGCCUAAACCAUGAGGGUUUGCAAACAAAUGGGAAGGUGUCAAAGGCAAUAUUGAAAGGAAGGUUCAAGAACUUCAACACCUUGUUCGAUGAAAUCCAUAAGACGCAGAGCAUUUGGAUGGUAAGUGAUGAACAGCUUAAAUCAGAGCUUAGAGUUUCAAUUUCAGCGGUAGUGAUUCCAGCGUAUAGGUCCUUUCUGGGGAGAUUCAAGCCGCAUUUUGAUAGCGGUAAAAAAGCAGAGAAAUACAUAAAGUAUCAACCAGAAGAUAUUGAGGGGUUGAUUGAUAAACUAUUUGAGGGAAAUAUGACAUCAAUGGGGAGAAGGAGACAUAACAAUUAAUUUAAGUCACUAUUUACUUAGGAAGAUGAAAUAUAUCAUGCUACCUUCCUUUAAUCCUGGUGUAUUUAAUUUAACUAUUAAAAGUACAAGGAAGCCAUAUCCUAGUGAUCUAAUUAUUAGAGUAUUUUUAUUUUAGUCAUCUAAAUUUAAAAAUUUUCGAUUUAA